AUGAAGUCCUAUGGUCAUGCUCGCCGUGGCCCUGGCCCUCCCAUUCUCUGGACCGAUGACAAUGGCCAAAUCCACGAAAGGCUGAGACAGGCGUGCGAUCGGUGUCGAGCUAAGAAGACUCGAUGCUCGGGCCAUGUGCCGGAGUGCGCUGCAUGUGUCGAGCGUGGAUUUCCCUGUUUAUAUGCCAGUGACCAGCGAAGGCGU
Pseudocercospora fijiensis CIRAD86 is the source of this 204-nucleotide messenger RNA. RefSeq lists its product as uncharacterized. Gene Ontology annotation, biological process: positive regulation of transcription by RNA polymerase II. The record is from RefSeq and is a predicted model, not a curated record. Gene Ontology annotation, molecular function: sequence-specific DNA binding; zinc ion binding; DNA-binding transcription factor activity, RNA polymerase II-specific. The annotation marks the transcript as partial. The transcript has a single exon. Gene Ontology annotation, cellular component: nucleus. Lineage: Eukaryota; Fungi; Ascomycota; Dothideomycetes; Mycosphaerellales; Mycosphaerellaceae.